Lineus longissimus is the source of this 3855-nucleotide messenger RNA. RefSeq lists its product as uncharacterized. Gene Ontology annotation, biological process: DNA integration. The coding region runs from base 1 to 3855 and encodes 1284 amino acids. The record is from RefSeq and is a predicted model, not a curated record. Gene Ontology annotation, molecular function: nucleic acid binding; zinc ion binding. NCBI's taxonomy places the organism in Eukaryota, Metazoa, Nemertea, Pilidiophora, Heteronemertea, Lineidae. The transcript has 2 exons.
AUGGCGGCUGUUCAUGUUGAAUUAGCGGCUGUGGCAAGGUUUGAAGCCGGCGGUUCGACCGCGAGUCUUGCGCCAAAAUGGCGGAAGUGGAAGAAAUCUUUCGAGAUUUUUUGCGAUGCAAAAGCUGUUAUCAAUCCGGCACAAAAGCGUGCACUGCUUCUACACUGUGCUGGUGUUGAAGUACAAGAACUGUUCGAGUCACUAGUUGAUCCAGGGCCUAUACCAGCUGUGGAUGCGGCAGGUCGUGCCGUAGAAGAUACUGCGGAUGUGUACGGAAAAGCGGUACGUACGCUGGACGCACAUUUUCUGCCAAAGGUCAAUGAACCAUUCGAACGACAUGUUUUUCGUGGAAUUACACAAAAGGAUGAGCAAACGGUAGAUCAAUUUGAGUCGAAGCUGAAAAAUCAGGCUGCACUGUGUAACUUUGCUAAUCAAGACAUAGAUAUAAGAGAUCAGGUGAUUGAAAAGUGUCGUUCAGCAAAAUUGAAAAGAAAAUUGCUGGAGCAAACUGACCUGACUUUGAAUCGUGAGCUGGAAAUCGCAAGGGUGCAGGAGUCUGUUAAUUCACAGAUGGCGGCGUUGUCGUUGAAAUCGGACUCUGCGGGUGCGUCUGCUAAUUUCGUUAGCCAUAAACAUGAUAAAAAGAAGGAGUUCGGUAAUAAAGCUGGUCGCAGGAAGUUUCAGAAGAAAAAGUAUGACUCUGAUUCGAAAAAGGAAACUGAUGGUGCACGACGUGGGGCAUGCUAUAGGUGCGGAAACACGGGACAUUUUGGCAAGGACCCUAGUUGUCCAGCAAAAGGGCAAAAGUGUUCGAAAUGUGGGGGCAAUGACCAUUUUGCCAAAGUGUGUAGGUCGUCAAAGGCCAAGGUCAAUAAUAUCGCAGUUGAAUCUGAUUCUGGUGAUGACUUUGCGUUUGUGGUAAAUUGCAAGCUGCAGUACAACGAUGACUGUAUAAAUGUUACAAACAGUAAGUUUAAGUCAAACACAUUGGACUUUGAUGUCGGCGGUGUGAAAUUGUCAAUGCUUGUAAAUUCUGGGGCCACAGUGAAUAUCAUUGGUGAGAAAACGUGGAAAGUGUUGAAAAAGGCCAAGAUAAACUGUCAGGCUGAGGUUACACCGGGCCGUAAGGUGUACACGUAUGCAUCUGCCAAACCGUUGCUGGUGAAGGGGAGAUUUACCUGUGAGAUCAAGCAUAAAAGUAAAUGUAUCCAAACUGAGGUGCUUGUAAUCAAAGGUGCUGGCUUAUCACUGCUGUCCAGUGAUACAGCUACAGCAUUGGGAGUACUUCGAGUCGGACCAGAGGUGAAUGCUGUUGUCGGUGAUCGAUCCAAGAUUGAUGAGAUUGUCCAGGAAUUUCGCAGUAAGGGAUUAUUUGAUGGACUUGGUAAAAUUAAAGGCAGGCAGAUUGAACUUGAACUCAAUCCUGAGGUUAGACCUGUAGCGCAGCCUGUCAGGAGGACACCAUUUGGGCUUAGGAAACGGGUCGAAAGCAAAAUCCGUGAGCUGAUUGAGCAGGAUGUUAUCGAACCUGUUGAAGAACCUACCCCAUGGGUGAGUCCCAUUGUAGUUGUACCAAAGUCAAGUGGUGAUGUACGCCUAUGCAUGGACAUGCGCAGGGUAAAUGAGGCAAUCGUGCGUGAGAGACACCCGAUCCCUACUAUGGAUGAAAUUCUACAGGGUAUGUCGAAAAGCAACACGUUUUCGAAACUCGAUCUUCGUUGGGGGUAUCACCAAUUGGAACUCCAUGUUGAAUCGCGCAAAGCCAUGACCUUCGCGGUGAGCAAUUGUGGGCUCUAUCGUUACAAACGUUUGCCGUUUGGUGUUAAUGCGGCUAGUGAACUUUAUCAGCACGAAAUUCAUAAGAUAAUUCAGGGAUUACCCGGAGUUGAGAAUAUAUCAGAUGAUAUCAUUGUGCACGGUCUUGAUGAAGAGCAUGAUGAAAGGUUGCGCCAAUGUUUGAGUGCGUUGGUGAAAAGUGGUGCCACACUGAACUGGGACAAAUGUUUAUUUGGUGUGAAUGAACUUGAUUUCUUUGGUACACAGUUGUCUGACAAGGGAAUUGACAUUACCAGCGAUAAAGUUGCUGCGAUAUCAAACGCGAGACCUGAAAACGCGAGCGAAGUCAGGAGCUUCUUAGGGCUAGUUACGUUCUGUGCUCGAUUCAUUCCCAAAUUGGCAUCUGUUGCUGACCCUCUCCGCAGGUUGACUCGGAAAGACCAACGAUUUGUGUUCGGAAAGGAAGAGACUAAAUCAUUUGAAAAGUUGAAAGAGAUCAUUGGAAAUGCUGAAACGCUAGCUUACUUCGAUGUGGAUGCUAAAACUAGUGUAAUGGCUGAUGCAGGACCAGUAGGUUUGGGUGCAAUGUUGCUUCAGGAGCAAAACGGGGUGAAGAACUAUGCAGAUACACUGUCAAGGUUGAUUCCUGAGAAGGACAUUCCCGCUAAGGAGACAGUCCAUGAUGAAAUUGAGGAUUACAUCAGAUUUGUCGUGAUCGCUGCAACGCCAAAAGCAGUGACAACCCGAGACAUUGAGCAGGCAUCGAAGGAAGACAAGGAACUGUCUAUGGUUAGGGAGUGCAUUGAUACUGGGAACUUUGAUGAAUGCAAUCCAAAGUUGUAUAGGGUUAUAUCCAGUGAGCUGUGUAAGAUUGGAAAGUUGGUGUUGCGGGGUACACGUAUAGUCAUUCCGCAAAAGCUGAGACAACGAGUUCUCAAUCUCGCUCAUGAAGGACAUCUGGGUGUAGUAGGCACGAAGCAAACACUCAGAACCAAGGUUUGGUGGCCAGGAAUGGAACGUGACGCUGAAAAACUUUGUAAAUCGUGUCAUGGUUGCCAGAUCACUGGUAGGCCAAAUCCGCCAGAACCAAUUCGGAGCACUCAACUCCCAAGUGAACCAUGGGAGGACAGAGCAGUAGACUUUUUGGGGCCGUUACCCCAAGGGGACAUGGUGCUGGUUGUGGUCGAUUAUUAUAGUCGGUACUAUGAACUUGAGGUCAUGAAGACUACUACCGCUGAGAAAACUAUCAGGGUAAUGAGAAACAUAUUUGCGCGUCACGGAUUGCCAAUGACUUUGUUUAGCGAUAAUGGACCGCAGUUCAUAUCAGAUGCAUUCAAGGAAUACAUGGCAGAGUGUGGUAUUAGACAUCAUCUAGUCACUCCUAAAUGGCCUCAGGCAAAUGGUGAGGUUGAGCGUCAGAAUGCGUCUCUUGUAAAGCGCAUGAAAUUAGCUCAAGCUGAAGGAGGGGACUGGAAACUUGAAGUGUUGAAGUAUGUCGCGAGCUACAGGGCUAAAACUCAUCCUUCCACUGGGAAGAGCCCUGCUGAACUAUUAUUUGGUCGGAAAAUGCGCACUAAAAUUCCGGAAGUUAGACCAGGCAUUGGUGACGACCAGGAUGUUCGCGAUCGGGACUCAGAACAAAAAGGAAAGUCCAAGCUAUACGCCGAUGACCGCAGGAAUGCACGCGAAUCAGAUAUUCAAUUAGGCGACUCAGUAUUGCUGAGACGAGAACGACAAGGUAAAUUGGAUACGCCAUUUUACCCACAACCUUACCAGGUUAUUGACAAAUCGGACAGUAGAGUUACUGUGGAAUCGCCACAGGGAGCCAGAUAUGAUCGUAACACCUCACACAUUAAACGAUACUAUUCGCCUCCGGAGAACAACACACAAGACGUUGAAACUCCAUCGUUCGAAACUGACGUCGAAUUGGAAAUUCCGGAAAUCGUUGAAAAUCCGAUAACACUCGAUAAGAACAAUCAUGAGGACGACAAUAAUCAGAUGGAAACGCCAUCAUUCGAAUCACGUCCAACUCGGGAACGUAAAUUGCCGUCUAAGUUUCAGGACUUUGUUAUGGGUUAA